GAGCCCUCUUGCCUGUCUGCUCAGUUCAUCCCCAGCAGCAGCUGCUCCAGGAACACAGGUGCCAUGCAGCCCCGGGUGCUCCUCGUUGCCGCCCUCCUGGCGCUCCUGGCCUCUGCCCGAGCUGAGGGGGCUGAGGAACCCUCCUUGCUGGGCGUCAUGCAGGGCUACAUGCAGCGGGCCACCAAGACUGCCCAGGACGCGCUGACCAGCGUGCAGGAGUCCCAAGUGGCCCAACAGGCCAGGGGCUGGAUGACCGAUGGCCUUAGCUCCCUGAAAGACUACUGGAGCACCAUGAAGGACAAGUUCUCUGGAUUCUGGGAUGCCAACCCUGACGCGGGACCAACUCCGGCCCCUUGAGACCUUCUGAGACCUUGGCACCCUGAGCCCACCUGCCCGUCCAUUUUGCCAGCUCCAAGGCUGGCCUCGCAGGUUGCUUGAGAGGGACAGUAUUCUCAGUGCCCUCCCCCCGACCCUGCCCCAGGCCUGGCCACCUCCAGGCAUGCUGUCCUCCCAAUAAAGCUGGGCGAGAAGCUGCUGUGA
Messenger RNA from Microcebus murinus (gray mouse lemur), 540 nucleotides. RefSeq names its product apolipoprotein C3 (gene APOC3). The record is from RefSeq and is a predicted model, not a curated record. Gene Ontology annotation, biological process: negative regulation of lipoprotein lipase activity; lipoprotein metabolic process; negative regulation of high-density lipoprotein particle clearance. Gene Ontology annotation, molecular function: lipase inhibitor activity; phospholipid binding; high-density lipoprotein particle receptor binding. Lineage: Eukaryota; Metazoa; Chordata; Mammalia; Primates; Cheirogaleidae. Gene Ontology annotation, cellular component: extracellular region; very-low-density lipoprotein particle; spherical high-density lipoprotein particle.